AUGGGUUUUUCCAAACAGGACAGGGUCACAAAUCCUCCCGGGGGUACAUGGAGAGCAGUUAAGGGCCAGGCCCAGGGAUCCCUCCAUCUUGAAGAAAAGGACAGGACCCCAGCCGCCCUGCGCCCCCUCGAGAUACCCAGACUCGCCUCUGAAACUCUCUGGCCUGUCCCCACAACCUGGUCAGACCCUAAUCCCCUCUUGGGCACCCCUACCCUCAGGCUGAACCGACCCCGGCCACGCUUUGAACUUCACCCCGCGCCCCUCGACGCCCCCUCCCCCACCCACGCAACGACCCCCCCCCCAACACACCUUCCCCUCGCUCCGCCCCAGCCCCCCAACCCCCACUUCCUCCGUCAGGCGCCGCUGCCCCCGGCCCCCUCAGCCCGGCCCCCCUCAGCGCCGCGGCCUCUCUCCUCCCCCAGCCCCGGCUCCACACAAAGCUCCGGACUCACCGCGCGGCCGGUCCCGGGAGCCGCCACCUCCGCCCGCCCGGGGCCCCGGGCCGUAGAGCCGCCGCAGCUACGGGGCCCAGGCCGCCAUCCGUUCCCGCGGCCCCUCCCCCCCACCCCACCCCGCCUUGGCUCCGGCUCUCCGCCCCCUCCCCGCGCCGCUCCGCCCCGCCCGGCCGGUGCCGCUGUGUCCGGGGCCGCGGGUCCCUCAGCCGCCACCGCCGCCGCCGCCGCCGCCGCGAUCCGGGACAACCAGGGCCGCCCCGAAGACCCGGACACUGGACUACCGGGCCCUCGGAUCCGGAUUCCGGGCUGCUGUGGAGUCUGGAGCGGGAGAGCGCCGGGGAAACCCGGAACCUGGAUGAAAGAGCCAAAUCCUGGGUCUCGGAAUGCGCGGUCACACGGAGCCCGGAUUAUAGAGUCGUAG
This is a messenger RNA of Prionailurus viverrinus (fishing cat), 876 nucleotides long. RefSeq names its product vegetative cell wall protein gp1-like. The coding region runs from base 1 to 876 and encodes 291 amino acids. The record is from RefSeq and is a predicted model, not a curated record. The transcript is spliced from 2 exons. Lineage: Eukaryota; Metazoa; Chordata; Mammalia; Carnivora; Felidae.